Molecule: messenger RNA, 5692 nt
Organism: Haliaeetus leucocephalus (bald eagle)
Lineage: Eukaryota; Metazoa; Chordata; Aves; Accipitriformes; Accipitridae
Gene: CTDSPL2
Product: CTD (carboxy-terminal domain, RNA polymerase II, polypeptide A) small phosphatase like 2
Exons: 14
Coding region: 2244-3650 (468 amino acids)
Molecular function (GO): phosphoprotein phosphatase activity
Source: RefSeq, a predicted model, not a curated record
AAGAUUUAGGAUUUUAGCUUAUGAAACAGAAUUCUGAGGGAUGACCUGAUCCCUGCACGUGGGUCCCAACACAUGGAAGAGGAACUCCAGCAGUGCAUGACAUUUGAAUCUUGCUGAGAAGCGCUAGAUGCAAUAGCUGGAAGUUAAACCUGAAACGAAAUACAGCCCCUAACUGCAGAUAUUUGAAACAGCUUAUCAAGGGAAACUGGUGGACUCACCAAUACUUAAUCUCUACAACAAACAGGGAAGUCACUCCAAAGCAUGUCAUUUUAAAUGAGCAUAUAAUCACAAAGCUAAUGGAUCAGCAAGACUUCAAAAGAGUUGAGAAGAAAUCAUAAAAUAAAAAGAACGGCCUUUCAGAUGAACAUUCAGAGUAUACCAUUUCAAGAACAUGCAACAUUCUGGCAACUACACUUUUUUUUUUCCAUCACUUUCUCUGUAAAGUGAAGAAAACAUGCACCUAGAGUAUCUCAGUCUGACAGAGUGCCUGAAAUCCACCGUCAGGGGAAAAACCCACUGCUGCCAAUAAACGAGCCUCUUCUUUGAGCCAAAUACACAUUCAAAGCUUCUAAUGCUUCAUGCGUAUGCAGGCAGACAAGGCAUUAUUCAGCGUUUUUCCAUUUCACACACACGUAGAGCUGAUGCUCUUUUCAUGGUAUACAUUAUAAUGUGGGGAACAGGUUACAGCAGGUGGACCUUUGAACUUUUGCCUUCACAGCAACGUCAAAUUAGCAGUAUGAUUUUACAUACUCCCACCUGACAUGUGGCAAAGCUCGCAAUCCUGCUGGUCCAAUACCCUCUCCCUGACACAGCUCAGAACCAGGUAACUCGAGGAGAGCACAAGACCACUGUGGCAGACAUAUUUUAAUAUUCUGUAAUGCAGAAAAGUACAGUUCUUAUUCUCAUAAAGAUUAGUUUGAACCCUGAGUCAUAUGCUUUAAUCUCUUUUCUAAAUGUUUUUUUGGCUUUUGUUAUAAAUGCACUAGGCCAUUUUGUUAUUCAUACAAAUAUCUGCUUGCUUUGAAUCUUGCUGAAUGAUUUCCUCCGGCAGCUAGUUUCAUUCUAAUUACAUGGUUUGAAAAAGUAUUUCCACCUACCAUUUUUCAAAACUCCCACUUUCUAAGUAUCAGGGAAUGUCCUUUUGGGCUUGUACUAUGAGACAUCACAAAGCUAUCUUGCCAUACUAGUUCCUCUUAAUGGACUGACAAACAAUCUUAAUUAAGUUUUAACAUGUCCGAGCCAACCUUUUUCACAGCUGAUCAUACAAAAAAAAUUCAAGUUCUAUGGUUAAUGAGUGUGUUUAGAAAUACUUUAAUGCUUUAAAAGAAUAAGACUACCUGUUCUGAAUGAGGACUGCACUGUUUCCACUGCCUUUUUGUUACCUAUUUUCUUAAGAAACCAUGGCAAAAUUAGCUUUAUGUCUUCUGCUAAAGAAUACUAGAGUCCUGUGAUAGAAUUCUAAAACAAAUCUUGGCUUCACAGCAGCAGAUGUAGUUCAGUUUAACAAGCCAAUAAAUAUUUUAAGUGACUAGAGAGCUGGGACUUUUAUAAUAUGAUCCAGGUUUAAAAGCUAAGAAGGGAGUCAACAGGUACCAGAAAAAGAAAACACACAAUACCUGUGUGGGUUUCUGCCUACUGCUAAAUUAGAACAUUCCAUUUUGAGCAAUACCUUGAGAAGUUAUCCUAGUGUCAUAACACAUGUUAACCUGAGAAGUGAUGAUUUCUGUUUAAAAAGCUUGGUGGAUAAAAGUGAUCACCAGCAGAAACAAAAAUGAGAUAUACAAGUUCAGCAGAAUUCAAAUUACAAAUCUAGCCUCGCUACAUUCUCUUGUAGUUUACUGCAUGAGAUGGUCAAGCUGCUUCAUUAAGUCAUUCAAACAUGAACACAUGCAGCGUCUUCAACAUUUCACACCGAAAAAGGCUGCCUUAAAAAAAAAAACCAACAAAAAACAACAACAAAAAAAACAAAGGAGAAAGUGAAAAUAAAGCUUCACACUAGACUCCACAGGCGUCUUAAACCAGCAACUCAAACCACAAAACUAGCACUGCCCUACGCUUUGCAAAAGAAGGUAAAGCUACAUGCAGAAGCCGAGCAAUCCACAACACGGCAGGUCCUCCUGAUUUUUACAGAAGUACAAUAGGAGCAUAUGUCUCAUGUUGUGGAUCCUUCCCACUAUAAAUUAUACCAAAAAAAUGAAUCUGGCAGCAGUUCAUAAGAAAGAAAAGCUUUACAUGUGGUACACAUGAAAAUGAGGCUGAGAACGCGGAAAGCUUCUCAGCAGUCGAAUCAAAUUCACACACAACGUGCUUUGAGGGCAAAGAGGAAACAUUCGGAGGUGGAAGAGAGCUUACCUGUUGGCGGAGGAAAACCACAGAAAAAUGAAACUGGCUUGUUGUCUUCAAUCAAAAAGUUUAUUAAAGGAAGCACACCCAAGGAAGAAAGAGAAAACCCUGCAAAAAGAAGUAGAAUUGAACGGGAUAUAGAUAACAGCUUGAUUACAUCCACACCUCAAACAGGAGAAAAGCCUAAUAAACAGAUCUCUCGAGUACGACGGAAAAGUCAAAUGAAUGGAGAAGCCGGAAGUUACGAAAUGACAAACCAACAUGUAAAGCAAAAUGGAAAAUUAGAAGAUAAUCCUGCCACUGGCAGUCCCCCACGAACUACAUUACUGGGAACCAUAUUUUCUCCUGUUUUCAAUUUUUUUUCACCAGCAAAUAAAAAUGGAACAUCAGGAUCAGAUUCUCCAGGACAAGCUGUUGAAGCUGAAGAAAUAGUCAAACAGCUUGAUAUGGAACAGGUAGAUGAGAUUACUACAAGUACUGCAACAUCCACCAAUGGAGCAGCCUAUACUAGCCAAGCAGUGCAGGUCAGAUCUACUGUCAACAAUGGUUUAGAAGAAGUGGAGGAAACAAAUGACCGUGACCUGCCACCACUUACAGCACCAGUAUCUCCAGACAGUGGCUACUCAUCAGCUCAUGCAGAAGCCACCUAUGAAGAAGACUGGGAAGUCUUUGAUCCAUAUUAUUUCAUCAAACAUGUUCCACCACUAACAGAAGAACAACUUAACAGGAAGCCAGCUCUUCCACUGAAAACAAGAAGCACACCAGAAUUUUCAUUAGUUCUAGACUUGGAUGAAACAUUAGUGCACUGUAGUCUAAAUGAAUUAGAAGAUGCUGCACUCACUUUUCCAGUUCUUUUUCAAGAUGUCAUUUACCAGGUUUAUGUCCGGUUAAGGCCAUUCUUCCGAGAAUUCCUGGAACGUAUGUCUCAGAUUUAUGAGAUCAUUCUUUUUACUGCUUCUAAGAAGGUGUAUGCAGACAAGUUAUUGAACAUACUAGACCCUAAAAAGCAACUGGUCAGGCAUCGACUUUUCCGUGAGCAUUGUGUUUGUGUACAAGGAAAUUACAUAAAGGAUUUAAACAUUCUUGGUAGAGAUCUUUCAAAAACGAUCAUAAUUGACAAUUCACCGCAAGCCUUCGCUUAUCAGCUUUCAAAUGGAAUUCCUAUAGAAAGCUGGUUCAUGGAUAAAAAUGACAACGAACUCCUAAAAUUGAUUCCAUUUCUGGAGAAACUUGUAGAGCUGAACGAAGAUGUCCGACCUCACAUCAGAGACAGAUUUCGCUUGCAUGACUUGCUACCCCCAGAUUAAAGCCUUUUGUCUAAUUACUGAAGGGGGAGAAAAUGCAGGACCCUUUUGGACUAAAACAAAACAUUGCCAUUACUGUUGAAAUUUUGCAUUUUUGUACCCCGUCUUGCUUUUCUUAUCUUUGGUGCCCAACAAUAAUCAAGGGUUACAGAAAGAGACUUUAUAUAUCUGAGAUUGAAUACAUUCAGUACAAUACAGUACAACACAGUAGGUAGGCUAGAACAGAAAAGUCUUUAGAACUAGUGCAACUCCAAUGAAUUUUUUUUAUGUACAGGACAUCUGCAGUUUAUAAAGAAUUCUGUUUCUGCCACCAGCAGUUUGACCUGUAGAAACACAGGAUUUUAUGAUAUAACAGAGAUUGAAAAUGGACUCUUAUUUUCUCUCUGUUCGGUGCUCUAAGUGGGUUUGUAGCCACUUUUCUGUUACUUUUAAGAUUCUCAUUUCAACAGGAAUGGCCAGUAAAAGUUGUUUUAUUUUUCCUGUUAAGGUUUAUAACCUUUUUACAUUUUUGACCUGUAUUAGAUUAGAAUUUCAUUAUGCAUUCCUUUUAGUUGAGGCGCUUCAUAGUUUUUCUGGAAAUAGCCAAAUUUUCUUAGUUUUUUAUUAAACAGUUGGAUGGCCGUUUUCCUGCUUCGUCUGCCUGCAUACUGUAUAUUUGUUUAAAAAUAUUCUCUAGUUUUAGUCCAUGUAAGUUUCAUUUAGAAAGAAAAACCCUGCAUUUAUAUUUUCUUUCUGUAAUAUUCUACUGUAGUUGAAAUCUUUUCAAAAAUCAAGAGACUGGCUAGAUAAGAAGAAUAUAAGAAUUACUAAUAUUCAGAAUAUUUUAAACCAUUGUGAUGGCAUGUACUCUGGACAGACAAUAUCUUGCAGUGGCACAAACAACUGAUGGACAAGGAAUACCUCAGACUAUGCUGUGCAUGCAAAUCUUGAAAGGAGAACUAGUUUGGUCACCUCUUAGGUUUGAUGCAAUUCAAUUACUGCUGCCUUCUGUUUCCUCCAAGAUUGAAGUAUUCUGCACAGUGGCUCAGUAUUUUAAGAUGUUUUGCAUGGGCUGAUGGUACCCCUGUGACACUCUGCAUUACAAUCAGUUUUAAACUCUGUGUGACAGCGAAGGUACCUGGCAGUAACUAUGCAUAAUCCUGUGGUACAGUACACUCCCACGCCACCGACGCAGUCAGUCUGCUAUCAUAGUGGUUUUCUAUGCUAUAUGGAAAUAGUCUUUCAGCCUUGGUUCUCUAAUGCAGCUACUACAAGAGGUUGAUAUUUUUAUAAUGGUGUGUAAUCUCCUUUUCAGGAGGCUUUUUAUGGAAGGUAUAAUUUGUAAAAGUUAGGAUGCUUUGCCUCUCGACUGCAUUAACACGCCACAGGCUCAGACUGUUUUUGUGUAAAAGAUGUCACAGAACGGCACUUUUUCUAAAGAGAAGUUUGAUAUUUUGUAUGCUUGUUAAGAAAGUACAGUAUUGGAAAUUAAAGGUGGACAACUGAUAAUUGAGAAGUAUGUCAAUUAAUUUUUUAUGUAUAUUACCUGUUUACUUGUACAAUUUUAUUGUACAAAUUACAUGCAGCUUCAUUUUCAAAUGAGUCCUUAAAAUAAGGAAAAUCUUUUUAGGAAAACAUUUAAUUUUUGUAUUUUUGAUUUUAAAAGGCAUGAGUUAUGUCAACUUUUUCCAGUGUAUUAAUGAAGAUUUUAACUUUUCAUCAGGUUGAGUGUUUUCUUACUAUAUUAUCUGUUGUGUAUGUAGCUAGCACAUUGUGUCACUGAACUGUUUAAAAAAAUUAGCAUGUAGAGCAAGCCUGUUUUGUGGAAAAUCCUUAUUCAUUAAAAAAGAAAACCAUCAUGGCAGAUUUUCUGCAAAAAAGUGAAAACAUUUGCAAUUCAGAAUACUGAUUUUUUUUGUAUUUAAAGAAAGGUAUUUUGCUUGCAGGAAAGAAAUACUACAGAUUCAUUUUAAUGAGAAUCUUUUAAAUGUAUUUAUCUUUAGGGCAUCUGGGCAUCUUUACGCUGUUUGUCUUAUGUCUUUAUUGAAAUAAAAUGUACAUAACAU